UAACGACCAUGAGAUUGCCGGUUCGCUCCGGGUCGGAUCGGCAAGCGAGUUUUUCCCCCUUCGAUCGUUCAUUUCUGCUCGUCUUCUCGUUUCUAUUUGGGAGGGAAAGCUCGCUCUUUUCCUUUUCCCGCAGGUUUUGUUUGGUGCGGGAAAUCAUAAUGGUCGUUGCGGGGGAAUAGUUCUUUCGCUGAAAGGUUGUUCGAAGAUGGGAAAGAACCGUGAAUCUGGACCCUCAGCUACCUGGUCAUACGAAAUCAUCAUAAUGUUUUGUGACCUAUGUUUGAGAGAAAUCGCUCUUGGAAACCGACCCAACACGCAUUUCAACAAAACUGGUUGGACUAACUUAGUUGAAAAUUUCAAGCAAUUUACAGGUAGGGAUUAUGAUAGGCUUCAGUUGAAAAACAAAUGGGAUCUACUGAAAAAAGAGUGGAAGCUAUGGAAGGAUUUGAAGAAGGAUUUAGAUGGAUUUGGUUGGAAUCCUAAGAGAAAAACCAUUGAUGCCUCUGAUGAAUGGUGGAAAACAAAACUUGAGGAGUUUCCCUCUGCUAAAAAGUUCAGGUAUAAUGGCAUUGACCCUGAGAUGGAAGAAAAGUUGGAUAAGAUGUUCAUGACUGCCGAGCUUCCAUGGCCACGCAACUCCGAUUCUUUACCUCCGGUUGUCACCGACGAAGACCACGAGGAUUUCGAUGAGUGUGAAAGCACCAAAUCAUUACCCGAAGACGUGAAGUUAGUAAACGAGAUUCGGCAAUCUUACAGUGGUUCAAAAAGAGCCUCCCAACCUUCAUCUAAUGGCAAGGCCACCAGAAGUAAGAUGGCUUGCCCAAAAUCUGGAAUGGCAGGAGCAGCAUCCGCAGGUGUGUCUCAGAUGUUUCAAGACCAAAUGCUGAAAGCUCAAACGCUUCAGAAACAGAUUCAGCAAUUGGUUGAUGCAGCUACCCUCAGAAGCAAAGCCACAGCUGCUCUGAACAAAUCCUUCACAAUCACAGAAGCAGUUCGUGUGCUUGAUUCGAUUGAGGAACUUGAGGAAGACGACGAGCUAUAUGGGUUUUCGAUUGAUCUUUUGAUGCAGAGGGAGAGCAGAGAACUGUUUCUGGCUUUGAAAACAGAUAAAAAGGUUUGGUAUCUCAGAAGAGAAUUUGAGAAAAGUAAGAAGAGCUUUUGCUGACCUGUGUUAAUGAUGUUUAGCCUGUAAUUAGUUGUUUUUCUUUUUUUUUUGGCUUUUCAAGCUGAUUAUCGUUAUGCAUUA
Phalaenopsis equestris is the source of this 1246-nucleotide messenger RNA. Its product is annotated as L10-interacting MYB domain-containing protein-like. The record is from RefSeq and is a predicted model, not a curated record. The coding region runs from base 206 to 1165 and encodes 319 amino acids. NCBI's taxonomy places the organism in Eukaryota, Viridiplantae, Streptophyta, Magnoliopsida, Asparagales, Orchidaceae. The transcript is spliced from 3 exons.